Molecule: messenger RNA, 6097 nt
Organism: Salmo salar (Atlantic salmon)
Lineage: Eukaryota; Metazoa; Chordata; Actinopteri; Salmoniformes; Salmonidae
Source: RefSeq, a predicted model, not a curated record
UGGAUCGCAUCUGUUUAAUUCAAUUCCAGAAUAUCUAUAAUGUAUUAUCUUUGGUUCUGCCUCAAUCAUCUUUAUUUUGACUUUGAAUGCAGACAGGCAGUGGCCCCUACGGGCAAUCAUACGGAGAGCAGAUAUUAUGUGGAAUUGUGCAGAUCUUAAAUACUGUGAAAUUACUGUGUAGUCCAUUCUGAAAGAAACAGAAUGUCACAUUAUGCAAGAUCCGUUCUCUACAAGUCUAUUUUUCGGUUAUUUGCUGUAAGAAUGGCAAUGUGUGUGUGAUCACCCAUCUAACAUAGAGAUCACAGGCUACAGUAUCAGAAAUAACAUCUGCACAUAGAGAAACUGUGCUCUCUGGUUUUAAUUAAAUCCGCUCCAUGUGAUAUUUGAGAGUGCAAACCCCAUCCAGCUAUUUCGUUUGAUUCAGUGCAUUUUGGGAGCAUAUCGGUAGAAUAAAAUGCCACUUCAAGUUCUCUGAUGAGUUCCUUAUUUGCCUUUUCCUUCCUGGUCUGGGGAGCAACGCAAGAUGGGAAACCUCUCGAAUCUCUACGUGCUCAGUGGGACCCUCGAAUGAACAGCGACAGUGCUGAAGACACCGCUGUCUGCCGCUGUUCCGCUCUUCCGCUGUCCGUGGUCCUGAAGUAGAGUGCGUCGUCUUGCUCACAAGGGUCAUGAGAAGCGCCGCUGUUCCUGCAUGCUCCUCUUCACAACAUUGUCCGUAUAGGCGGAGGACUUGAUUCGGCGCUUUUUCGCCUCAACUUAUUCAACUAACGAGCAUCAAGCUAUGAUUGUUACUAUGUUCUCAACUUCUUCCCGGUGAGUGCGCACGGAAAAGUCUGGAAGAUAAAACGUAUAUUUAGGCUAAUAUUUAACUUUCCCUCGCGAAAAAGAGAUGUUAGGUGUAAAUGUCGUUUCUUUUAGAUAUUUGUUCUCCUCUUAAAGUUGAAUCUUCCGGAUCUCUGGUCUAUUAUCUUUCCCAUUGCCAUGCACGCGCUGCUGGAUGUAUGCAACAAGACCAAAUGGUGUUUUUGAUCUGCAGCAAUUGGAAGUUGAUUGAAAUGAAUCUCACUGCCGUGGACGUCUAGGAUCAGCCUAUUGACAACAAUAGAGGGAAUUAUCAUUUUUCGAGUCUUAUUUUUCACACGUGAACUGCCUAGUGUGGUGUUGUUAUCUUAAUCUCUGGGAAAUAAGGGAUAAUCAUGUAUCAGACCGAUUUGUGUGUGCAUAUCACAUCGCUCGCGCUGCUCCAAAGGCAUCGGUACCGACAAUGGUCUAGUAUCUAACUGCUUUUACGCACAACAAUAGCAACUGAAGGGGGAUUAUCUUUUUAUCUGGAGCCUGGUGGUUUUAUCGAAUUGUUCAUCUGGAAGUUGUUGUGUCCUGUGUUUAAUCCGUUCUACCGGUUUGGAUCUCUGUUGAUCCCGACUCCUACCAGUGGAACCAGGCAUUUCAACGCGGAAUACCGCGGCGAAUGAUGGGCCCUCUCUUUCCAAUGACCUGCGUUGUCCUCCUCGCCCUCCACGCCAGUGUGUCACCAGCCUCCUUCAGUCCCGAGGAUUACGCCGCGGACGAGGCGGAGUUAACUGCCAACAGCGACACCAUCAUUUUCGACGACUACCGGGGGAAAGUUUGCGUGGACGACAGUGGCUUCGUUUACAAACUGGGGGAACGUUUCUUCCCGGGACACUCGAACUGCCCGUGCGUUUGCACCGAGGACGGGCCGGUGUGCGACCAGCCAGAGUGCCCCAAGAUACACCCGAAGUGCACAAAAGUGGAGCACAAUGGAUGUUGUCCGGAAUGCAAGGAGGUUAAAAACUUUUGUGAAUACCGGGGGAAAACUUACAAGAUCCUGGAGGAAUUUAAGGGUUCCCCGUCCGACGAGGAAGGGACCAGUCCGCCCGUCGUGGCUCCCGCCUUCGCGCCUGUACUACCCCCGGCCCUUCCCCCAGCCUCAGCCCCAGACUCUGCAGCGCAGCUCCAAUCAAGAACCAGGAGAUAUAGGCCUUCGCCUUGUGAGUGGUGUCGCUGUGAACCAAAUAACGAGGUGCACUGUGUGGUCUCUGACUGUGCCGUCCCAGAGUGUGUCAACCCAGUCUACGAGCCAGAACAGUGCUGUCCCAUCUGUAAAAACGGUCCAAAUUGCUUUGCCGGAACGACGAUCAUCCCCGCCGGUAUUGAAGUGAAGGUGGACGACUGCACCAUCUGCCGCUGUCACAAUGGGGACUGGUGGAAGCCAGCACAGUGCCUGCGCCGGGAGUGCCUCAAUGGCCAGACGUUGUCAUAGAAACCCUGGCCGGGACGGUGUCGGUGAUGUGCGGUCAGGGAGUGGUCCUGCCUGCUGCUGUGGCAAACCAACAUCUUGUGUUAUUGAUAUGAUAUGAUGGACAGGACAGGAGCCCAAUUCCUUGGCAACUUUGGCUAGGAGACUGCAUAACUAGCUGAAAUGAAAAGCUCUUGUACACAGUACCAACACACCACCACAACCACAACUUUAAACACAGAGGAGAGCAGGAACUUUUAUUGAGACUGUUUUUUUCCUGUUUUGACUGUCUGACUAUAUAUAUUUUCUGAUAAUUACUUCUUGCUUGUGCUGCUUAUAAACACAAUAUAUUUCAUGAACUAAUUUCCUCCUAACCGUUGGCACUGUUAAAAUGCUCAGUUGUUUUCUGUAAGUCUGUAAGCUUGUUGUAGCUCUCACUCACUUACAGGUGUUUUGAAAAUGAGAUCUAGGAGGGUUUAACAGGACACAAUGACCGGACAACCAGUAAGCACACAAUUCAUGGCGCUUUUAGAAAAAAAUGGGUCUGGGGUUUAAAUCGAAUAAGUGAGAUGUCUUCAUCACGCCGCUCCAGUAUGAUUUACAAUGGUCACCCAAGGAUAUGACUCACAGCUCUUGGCUUCUCACUUCUUGUAUGAUCUCUGUAUGAGUCAAUAAGAAAAGUUCACUCUUUGGGAUGGGGUCACUGAAAUGAAUGACGUACAAUGUCAGCCUCCUGAUGUGUCAUCUGGACUGGCAAAAGCAUAACCACAAACAUAUUACAGUAUUUACAACACAGAAUAUUACUGAUCAGACUGUCUUUGAGGUGCUCUUCUCUGCAUGGGGAGAAUGGAGGCCAGUUUUAUCCAAUUUAUCCAACCGAUACAUUAGUAAGUGAUAAAUCACUGGAAAAAGUAGAAAAGGGAACCAACUUUACUUACUACAGGAGUUGAAAUAAGGUCUUUAGUUAGAAGCCAUGCAACCCAUAACAGAGGGGGUAAAAACUGCUCAAGCAUCAAUACACUACCGGGGCCAUUCCUCUUGGCUUAAUUGCCUUUAUUGUUUUCCCUGAUGGCCCAAACCAACAAAAAAUAUUCCUCAGAGCGAACAGCUUGAACUUGUUAUCUAAGCAAUUAGCGAGCCAAGCAGCGGCCUGCUUUAAUUUCCCUUAAUCAAGGAGUAUUCAGGCCGGGCCUCUCUGCUCUCAGCAGUAUGCCGCCCGCCUUUCGUCUGUAGGCAGAAGCCAAGCACCCAGCACACUCGGCAAGAACUCAGAGAGACAAAGGGGAAAUCUGCAUAUGUCUUCUUGAUGCUUCAAAGCAAAGGACCACUCAGACACUCACACAUAUGCACACACACACACACAUACUUGUACACAUACCCUUUCGUCCUCCAUAGGCCCAUACACACAGCUUGCACAGUACUGGUAAUUCAUUUUCACCUUAAAACAUAUUGAUACAUUGUACCCCAAGAAGAAGCACUUAAGCCAAUAAGGCUCUCGCUGAGAUAAAAAAAAAACUCCUAUCCUCCCGUUUUUAGAUUACACAAUAGAUUAUGUUUGAGCUAAUGCAUUGCCUAUAGAUUCCUAUUGGUUUCAGCAUCACACUCCAACCUGUGUAGCGUGCACAACACACACUCUCUUUCUUUUUAAAAUGAUGAAUACUAGUCAUUAAUUCGAAGGCGAAUUUCCCACUAAGCACAUGCAAUUCAUCACUGAUACUUUUUGUGUGUGUUUCAGUGAGAAUCCAUUCCUGUUAACCUUUUAGAAGCUAUUCCUCCUGUUUGAUGGAUGAACUACUUAAUAACGCCUUCCAGCUCCUGGUAAUGAGACAGAAAUGAACACAGGAGACCCCUGACUAGAGGUGGCGGAAUAGAAUAUCACAUAGUGUACAUCCCAAAUGGCAUCCCAUUUCCUUUGGGCCCUGGUCAAAACUAGUGCACUAUAGAGGGAAUAGGGUCCCAUUUGGGACACAACCAACAUAUACAUUACCUAACGAGCCGACCCUCCCAAACAUAUCUCUUUCUGCACUGCAGCCACUGUAUUGUAGACUACAUUCUGUUCUACUCAGCUGCCUGCAGUCUUAUUAUUGAAUGAUGGGGAAUUCAAAAGAUGAACGAAUGAGGGAAGGGGACUUAAAUUUAGAUUGCAUCAUUAUGGUUAGAGUUGCUCAAGUCAUUUUUAUCACGACCUUGUCUUGUGAUGAAUGAGUCAUUCAUAAUGAGAAGAGAGACUCCAUUUCUCAAGACAGAAUACCUACACAGACAAUACACAUCACUCUACAGGUCCAUACAUUGUAUGAGACUCCAUGACACCUUUAUCAGUCAUCUCUUUUAAUUAGGUCUAUCAUAGGUCUGAUAUCUGGGAUUUUUACUUCAGUGGGUCAUUCAUUUUUAUGACUGGAUAUAGAUUGUUUUGUCCUCCUUUAUUAUUUUGUGCAUCUUGUAUAGAACUAGGCUGCUAGCUAUCUUUUAAUUUCUCGCCUGUUUUUUAGCCCUUUUAUCUUUUAAUGGUUGCUCUCAAUGUAAAGAGCUUCAUGAUUUACUUUUGUAAACGAAAAGCACUCUACAAAUGCAAUUUAUUAUUAUCAUCAUUAUAACAAUGCACAUACAGUAUAUGGCUCUGGGGAUAGGGAAGGGAUCCUCGAAGGGUAGUGUGGGUUGUAGCGUCAGCUAACCUGUGAUCCCUUAGUACCUCCCUCAAGCUCAUGCAGAGCAGACCCUCCUGUCUUAGAUCAUGUUGAAAUUACCCCUCUCACAUUGAUAACCACUCAUUAUGAUACUUUCUCUCUAUUGACGUUGACAUUUUUGUUUGUCUCGUGAACAUUUAUGCAAUGAUGGAAGGAAUGUCUUAUUAGAGUAAUGCAGAGGGACACAUUCAAGAAGGUUAAUAAGGCAGUUGUCUCGUAAUGUUUUUAACACCAGUUACCACACAAAUUCUUAAACGGAUUAAUACAGGGAGCUUUCAAAGUGGUCCAACUGUAAAGUGACCUUCCAGUUUGGUAGGAAAAUAUUCUGAAGUGUGCAGUAGAUUUUGAAUCCAUCUCUGAGACCCCAGCUGGAGUGAAGAAUUAGCCUUAUUGAGUAAUAGUUAAACAAAUGUAUCAAAAGAUCGUCUGAGGGAGCAGUCAAUAUCCCUGUUCAUUUUCUGUUCACAAAAGAGUCUGGUCUUUUGUGUGUCUGGCCUUGAAAGUCUAGCCUACUGCUCAUGCACUCACUAGCCUGGCAACCCACUCCAAACACUGCUCAUUCACCACCUGUAGCCAUGCUGUAAAGGUGUACCAUACCAUUGCUCUUUUCAUGAGACACCGACUUAUUGUAGCUGGACGCUAUGAAAGAUUGUUCUAUUGCUUUUUUUUUUUUUACAGAAACUCUUACAUAAAGUGUGCCUGAAAACCAACAGAGUACUAUCUAAUAUGGAGAGAAAAAUACUUAUUAAACAAUCAAACUGCAUUAUUACAUGGGCACUGUGGGUUAGUCCUAAAGAUUAUACAAAUAUUAACUCCUACUGUUAUAAUUUAAUGUUAUAUUGAAUUAGAGCCAGAAAUUAUAAUAAUAAAAUAAAGACAGGGUUUGGUUGGAAGUACCAAGACACACAAACACACACCCACCUCUACACCAUAGCUUAGAAGACAUAGUGGGUACAUCUAACCAAACACUCCAGAUGUUUAUUCCAAAUGAAAUGAAACAACCCUUGGUGCCCUUCAUGGUGUAUAAUAACUUGUAAAUACCUUCAAAAUGUAUAAUGUGUGUUCUGGAAAUCAAAGGUGGAGAAAAGAAAUUGUGUAUUAUUUAUGAAGACAAAAACUAUUUUGUUAAAGACUGAAAAAUAAGUGUUAUUAUACA